CAUCUACCAGCUAAACAGGCACGAGCACGCGGCAGAGAUAGGGAGUCGUGUAGAAGUGACCGCACUCACGAUGACUCACGAGUCAUUAACAAUCGAUAAUGGGCCAUGGCUUGUAGCGGCGAAGUCUAGAGCCUACGCCUCGUCCUCGGUUCCUCGCUUCUCUCAAGUCAUAUAUAUGUCAGUAUUUGGAUAUUGGCUCCAAGUGUUUGUCAAAAUACCUGAAACACAUAACUAUAGAACUUUACAGGAAAUUCUUUAGGAUUUCUUGAUCCUCGAGCGAAAAGAAAACGCCAUGAAAUCAUUGAAAUAUGGAGCGGGGAAGAAUAAGGGAGUGAGCAAUCACAUGCUUACUCUCCAUCAACGUCUCCUUCACGCUCUCAACCUUGGAAUCAAUACUUCAGGUCAAUAUACUGGUUACUUUUUAAGCAUGUGGAUCUGGGUACAUGAAGCCUGUUUCACCAUAUCCAGUGAAUCAUAUUCUCAAGAUUCAAUGAUUCUAAUUAAACUGAAUUACAGUAAAGAGGAUUCUAUUCCUCAUAUACUGGUUGCAUUGGAAGGAAUUCUUCUUUCCAGAAAUGAUACUGUAUUGGGAAUGACAGUGAAUGUUAUAGUGAAGUUGGUUGAUGUUUUAGGAGAUUCUAUACUUAAGUAUAAUGUUUUAGAGCUUGUUCAUCCUUUAUCAUCCUUGCUAUCUAUCAUACAAUCAACAACCGCAGUUUCAUGUGUCACAGCUUUGAACCAGAUCCUUUCAAAGCUGACUCCAUGGAGGUUCAAAAGGCAACAGGAAAUCUGGAAAAUCUUGAAAAGUACAAAUACAGUUGAUCAUAUUGUAUGUGGUUUACAGGAUUUUCUUCUUGGGACUAAAUCACUUGAAUAUUUCCAAGAAAUGGCAUCUCUUUUGAGUACAAUUUUAUGGCGAUGGCCUUCUUCCAGGUAUUCUGUUUGGAGCAAUGGUACAUUGCUGGAAGGGUUGGGGGAUACUUCUUUAAAGCAUAAUUCUUCUGUGAAAGUUACUAUUUUGCAGCUUUAUUCUGCAAUAGCUUUAUGUGGUAAUGGGACCACAAAGCUUCUUGAAAAUGGAGAAGCCCCUCUACUAAUGAUGGUGCAGUGUAUGGGCAACUCACAUCCUUAUUCUGUUCGUAUAGAGGCAUUUAAGCUUGUGCAAUGUUUAGUGAGAUCUGAAAAAAGCUGCCUUGCAUUAAUGAGAUUGUAUGGCAAGUCUAUUGUCAAAGCCAUACUUAAUACAAUGCAUGACUGGAGCUUAUGUUCUGGAAAGGUUGCUACUAAUGAGGUUGCUCUACUGGUUGAGGCAUGCCGUUUGGCUUUGAUAACCCGUUGGGCAGGGGAUCACCAUUUUUAUUUUUGGAAGUUUGGAGUUCAUCAAAUUAUUCUCGAUCUUCUUCUAAGCAAUUUCCACAAAAGCAAGCAAAACCAGCAUUUCUUCUUCCUGAAAGAACUACUAAAUACAGCACGCAAGGGCCUUGAUGCAAAUUGUCUUCUAAUUUUAAGGCCUUACAUUUGGGAUAUUCUUGGAUGGCUUGCAAUUCACUUUGCAGAAGAUUAUAACCCUCAGAUGCAUGAAGUUAAACAUUACCUUGAUUUGCUUAAUGCUUGUGCAUGCUUGGCCUGUGUGGAUUCAAUUCACAAAGGGCGCCAAGUUUUGCAAAAUGAUCUGUUGUACACAUCCAAGCAUGAACCGGCACUGAGAGCAGUUCUUUUGAUGGUUUAUUCUCCAUGCAAAUACAUUGCCUCUCAGACACGACAUGUCUUAUCUGAACUACUAAUACCAAAUGAGGAGGAUUUGGAAUACUUACUUGAUGCUUUAAGGUCUACCACCAGCAAAGAUAAGUUCUUUGUAUCUGAUAAUCAUCAAAUUGUGAUUAAUUUGAUGGGGUUGGCAUGUUAUUCAUGCUUGCCAAUCUGUCAAAAUAUUAUCAUUAAAAAUGAAGGUAUAGAAGUGUUGCACAGUGUUAUAAGAUGGUGCUGCAACAAUCAAGUCCAUAUUAGAAGGUCAAGCAUUGCUUCUCAUCUAUAUCAUACAUCUGAGGAGACAAUUUGUUGCUGGACUCAUAAUGACGACUGGGAGGGUGCGGAUAUACUUCUGUUUUUUAGCUUGUGGGUGUUAUCUGAGUUGAUUCCAAACUUGAGUUUUGCAAGAAAUCAUAAAGAAGUAACCUCUGCUUGGGUGGUUGAUGUCUUGGUGUUAGAAAAAUUUGAAAUUCAAAUGUUAAUGGAUAAGCUUCUGGAGAUUUGCAGUGAUACGUCUAGUCCUGGACCUAAAUGGUUUGCCACAUAUAUCCUAAGCUAUUUUGGCAUUUAUGGUUUUCCAAGUGGACUUGGAAGAAGAAUUGCAAAAGCACUGGAUGAGACAGAACUUGCUGACAUGAAACUUAUACCUGCAAAUGGAGAGCCUCAAAAUGUGCAUACUGCCAUUAUAAUAGCUAGGUGUCCUUCAUUGUUGCCUCCUAAUGAUCUGCCUCUUAAUGAAAGAACAGAUGAUGAAUGUGCUGCAAGGAAAUGCCCUGAGAAUUUCUCUGGAAAUUUUAGGAGAAAAAUCCGGUUAUCUUCUCAUGUUGAUUUUCAAGCGUUAACGAAAUUGUUGGCAUUUGUUUAUAGUGGAUUCACAGAAGUUGGCAAUGAUCUUGUGAAGAACUUGAAGUUACUUGCUAGACGUUGUAAUGUACAAUUGCUAUCAGAUAUGCUUUCUAAACGGCGUCCCAAGUGGGGAAAUCCUUUCCCUUGUUAUGAUCUCACUCCUCUUCUACCUUCAGGACAUUAUUUCUCGGACAUCGUUUUGGAAGCUAAGGUUACAGAAGUGGCAAAGUCAACUUGCAAUGUUUGCUCACUUUUAUUGCCACAUGUGCAUGCCCAUAAAGUCAUCUUGUGGUCAAGUUGUGAUUAUCUCCGUGCCCUAUUUCAAUCAGGAAUGCAGGAGAGUCAAUCACAAACCAUUAAGGUUCCAGUUGGUUGGGAAGCAUUGGUGAAACUUGUUAAUUGGUUCUAUUUAGAUGAGCUGCCAAAAUCCAGUUUAUGCUGCUUAUUUCAUAAUAUGGAUGUUGAUCAGCAGAUAAAUGAGCUUGAGCCAUAUAUAGAGCUUUAUUGGCUUGCAGAAUUCUGGUUCUUGGAAGAAGUUCAGAAGAGCAGCUUGGGAGUGGUUAUAUCUUGCCUAAGUUCUAAUAGGCACUUGUCUGUUAAAGUCAUUCAAAUUGCUGCCAAUUUGUCUCUAUGGAAGAUGGCUGAAGCUGCUGCAAGUUACUUGGCUCCUUUAUAUCCUCAACUGCGUAACUCUGGUGAACUUGAGAGCUUGGAUGAAGAGUUGGUUGAUUUGGUGCGUUCUUCCCAUGUUCGCCUUUCUCAAGAGGGUGUUUCUGAUAAGUUGGAAUGAGCAUGAUAACUUGCAAGUAGUGAGAAGAAAGCUUUGUAAUACCAUCCUAACAGAAGUUUCCCUUUUAUCCUCAUUCCAUUAUCUGUCAGAGAUUGGAAAUGCAAGGAACUUGCUUCAACUGACUGGAAUUUUUUGAAAUUAUUUUCUAAAAGGGUGAACAGUAGUCUUUUUAGAUGGAUGAGGCAUGGUACUGUUUCAAAGCUAAUAUUUCUAUUAUCUUGUUUCUC
Messenger RNA from Nelumbo nucifera (sacred lotus), 3612 nucleotides. RefSeq names its product BTB/POZ domain-containing protein. NCBI's taxonomy places the organism in Eukaryota, Viridiplantae, Streptophyta, Magnoliopsida, Proteales, Nelumbonaceae. Gene Ontology annotation, molecular function: protein binding. The record is from RefSeq and is a predicted model, not a curated record.